AAAAGAAAAAAGAAGAACAAAACCCCAAAUAAAGAAAAGUUCAAAUUAGUAGAUGCAACGAUGCAGACGAUGUUUUGAUAACAACAACAAUGACAACUGUCGCAUCAAAGAGAAAACGGAAAAACCAUCACAUACUAACAGUGGCUGCGGUGCAACUGCAUCCACGAAGACACCAACAGCAGCAACAGCAGCAGCAGCAACAACAGCAACUGAAUCGAAAUCGAUGUGAAUUUGUAUCGUAAUCUCAAUGUUCGGAGUGCAAGUGCUGACAGCAAGUGCAUGAAAUCUGUAGAAUACGGUUACGAAUUUCAGCAGCAACACCUCGAUUUUCAUAUUUAUUAUUUUCGUUUUGCUUGCGUUGUUUUCGUUUUGCCCAACUCAGCCUCUCGUUGUGCCAAUUCAUAAUUUACACACACUCACGCCUUCACUUUUCCCCCCUGCUGAAACGUCCAACGAUUUACAAUUUGCUCUCAAAUUUCAACUUCGCUCCGCUGGCGUUUGUAAGCUUUCAAAGCUCCCGAUAACAAUAACACUGACUCGUUGUUAAUUAAGUGGCGAUAAGACGGCGAUCCUUACGGUUUUUGGCCCAGCUUGUCCCCGCUGUCACCGCCGAGAGUCGUGUGCGGGGCAUAAUAGCAGUAAUGCAGUAUAGGCCACCAUGGGUUCACAGACCUUGGAGAUACUGCGCCAGGGCGUGUGGGCCUCACUGACCGGCGGCUACUUUUACGAUCCGCAUCAGGGCGUCUUCUGCAAUGUGGUACACCUGUAUCUAUGGCUCUACCUGCUCUGUUCGCCCUUUGUCGCCUAUUUGUACUUUCCGAGCACAUGGCUGACCUGGUGCCUGUACUGUGUGCUGACCAGCAGCACUAUAUUGCUGGUCAAGCUGAGCAAUUUGGCGCUUCAUCGAUUGUACGAUCGGGCACAGACUAUGUCCGAGGUGAAUCUCAAGAGUCAGUUCUUCAAGGUCACCAAGGAAACAGCGUCGCACGGUCGCGACGAGGAGCUUGGCAUCGAGAUGAAAGUAAUGCGUGCCGCUGGCGGCGGCUCGCGUCUCUCCGAGGAGCAGGCUAUUAAUGAGGCCAGCGAGGAGAACAGCAUCAUGUCCAUUGACAAUGUAAACAGCAUUAUUGAUCUUAAAGUUGAUGUCCAUCGCAAGAACAGCUCCGAGUCCAUUGAGCUUAUGUUUUAUGCGCCCUCGAUGCUCUCCGCCGGCAGCCAACAGGAUCAGCAAUCUCUGGCUGGAUCUGCCAGCGUCAGCAAAUCCAUACGUUCCACCAUUGCCGCCGGCCAGAACAACAUGUCUGCCAAUGAGCUGUACAACAAGUACCUAACCGUCUAUCCUGAGGUAGUCGACGUGGUUGGCGGUGCCAGUAGAGCGGAGAGCGGCACCAUUAGCGGUCUCGAUAGCAGCAGCAGAUGCCAGCAGAUGUCAAGCACUUCGGGAGCCGGAACCAGCAGUGGCACAACGGCAGGUGCAACGCGUACGGGUCAUUUGUCACGCAAGUGUUCGGAGGUGUUCAGUAGACGGCAUCGACGCCGACUGGAGCGGCAGAGCAGCCUGGAUGCGGGCGGUGCUGCGGACUCGACAUUUAACGCCAAACUCAUGCGCAAUCAGUCGGAUACCAUUGCCACAACGACAACGGCGACGACGGCGGCGCCAAGCUUUCUGCACACGAAGGCGGUACGGCCGCAGGCCAAUGCUCGCCAGCAUUUCAUAGCCAGCGCUCAGGCGGGCGCCGGUUCGACUGCAGCCAGUGAAACUGCCACCACCUCCUCCUCAGCUGUCAUUGUUAUGGCCCAGCCAAAUACACGUUCCUCACGCCUGCAACGUCAUCGCAGUUCCGAAACGCACGACGAGCGAGUGAUGCAGAUGUGCCGCGCCGGCCUCCUUCAGUGCAUGCAACAGCAGCACCAUCAGCAUCAUCAUCUCCAGCAGCAGCCGCAUGGCCAGCAUCAAAAUGCCAGCAGCAUUGGCAGCGGCGUCAACGAUGUGGAGGACAUGGAACUGGGCAUGGGCCUCAACCGCAGCGCUGCCAAUGAUGCCUGCAAUCGUGCACUGCAAUCCUGGAUACUCGAUUCCUCAUCGGAUGUGUAUCUGGAGGAUGACAGUUAUACCAAAUCAGAUUUGGGCAUUGAGCAGCAGGCACCGUUUCGAGCCCAGCAUCACCAUCACCACCAUCAUCACCAGCUGCAUCACAAUCAUCUGCAUCCUCAUUUGGGUGGCGCAAUUGUACGCAAGGAUCCCAACAGCACAAUGUCCGCACUGCAGCUGUGCGCCUCCACCAGCUCCUGUACGGGUCGCGCCGAAUCCGGCCCGGCAACCGAGACGACCAGCGGCUGCCCAGGCAGCAGUCGCAACGGCACCACUGCCGCCAUGAAGCGACGACGACAUUCCAAUGCGACCAGCUAUCACAAGCACAGCAACGGCCAAGGCGUCUCCAAGUCAACGCUGCUGUCCAGCGGUCAACAUGGUAGUGGUGGUAAUGGUGGUGGUGGUGCUGGUGCUGCUAGCGGUGGCGGUGGUGUUCGUCGCAUCAAAAGCGCCGCUCUCGAGGUGCUCUGCCCGCAGCCGUCUGUAUCCAAUCUAAGCCCGCAUCCGAACAGCGUUGAGGCCAUCAGCGGACAGCAACAGAUGCGCAAUCCGCUGCCGCCGCCCAGCAAAAGUCUUGUGCGGAAUCAGCAUCUGAAUCUGUAUUCGCCACGAAUGGUCGAUCAGAACUACACGGAGAGCUCUGCUGGCGGUGGUGGUGGUGGUGGCAGCAGCUGCAGCAGCGUCAUUUUUGGCAGCUCAAGCGUCUGCGGCUCCACAACGGCGCUAAUCGAGCCGCCAGUCUAUCCUAUUGUGGAGCAUCUCGAUGAGAAGAACAGCGAACAGGAGUCGGCCAGCUGCAGCGUACAGCUGGAUGACACCGAUCAGAUCAAUGGCAAUCAAAACGUGGACGACGAUGAUGAACUGGACGAUGUGCCGCUGCGAAGGCGAACUCGUGCUCUGGGCUGCAGUCAGACUCACCACAGCGCCGAAUCGGAUGUGGGCGGCAUUUUGGCCGAUGAUGAUGACGAUGUCUUUAAGGAUUUCGAUGAUAACCUCGAGCACAUACUCAGCGAACUGCAGCAGACGCAUAGCCAAUUGGACGAUGUACUCAAAAGCCGUGAGAUGAGCAUGAGCACAGCCGCUGCACCAGGUACUGCUGCUAUUGCUGCUGCAGCAGCUGUCGCAGUAGCUGCCUCCGAUGAUGAGGAGACGGACAACAAUACGGGCUCACGUUCGCCGCUGCUCAGCAAUCGACAGCAGCAGCAGCAGAGCGCUCGCGAACUGGCUGCGGAGCAGGCGCUGCGCGAGGAACUGUCACAGCCAGCGCUGCAGCAACAGUUGCUACUCCAUCAUCAACAGCAGCAGCCAGCGGUGGCAGCGGCGGCGGCGGUGGCAGCUCAGAGUCGUAGUCAGUUGAUACGGAGCGAGGCGGAUUCGGGUUGUCCAUCCAGUGAUUGUGAGCAAAUAAGUGCCAGUUCCAAGGAUCAGCUGCUGGCCGGCAUGGAUCAACAGCCGGCCAACCAAUCGCAACAGCCGGACGAUGAGGAACAGCCGAGCACAUCGCGCAUGGCAGCCCGCAGUCUCGGCGCCAUACCCAAAGUGGUUAAGUAUCGCGAGGUGGACGAACUGCGUCGGCGGCGUCUUGCUGCCGACAGCAACAGCAGCACUCAAUUGGACAGCAGUAACAAUGAGCUGGCGCUGGUCAAACGGCAGCCGCAAACCAAGCUCGCCAUGCUGCCUGCGUCCGCCUCGCGCAACUCAUCCUCCUCAAAUUCGACGCACAGCAUCAGCCUGACCGAGAGCCUCACCGCGGACAUACACAAGAUGCUCUGGUUGAUGCAUGGCGGUGCCGUUGAUGAGCGCGGUCGACCCAUCGCUGGCAUACUGCCGGAUGGCACGCCGGUGCCGGCCAAUCCCAGCAUUGUGCCGCCGAACAUGUCCAGUGCGCAUUUCCAGUUCUAUCAGGACGCCAUACAGGCGCUGCAGGGCAGCUAUCCCGCCAGCAGUUCCGUGGAGCACAUGACGCACAUCGAGCGCGCCCUCGCUCGCGACAAACUGCACCUGGACGCCAAACUGGUGUGUGAGCAGUUGGCUAAUGCAGCGGCUGCUGCCGAGGCGGCUGCCACACAAUCGCACCAGGGUGUGCCGCAACCACCACUACCGCCAGCAGCCGCCGCCUCGCUGGGCAUGCUCAUGAGCAGCUCGGCGCGCGGCGGUGUCGGCAACCCAACUGCAACAGCAACUGCGGCCAGUGGAGCAUCAGGCGGUGUAUCAGCCGUAUCGGGAGCUGGCCAACGAUCGCUUCAUGGCAUGUUCAAUGUGCUGCGCAGCGAAUUGCAGGCGACCCGCAAUGAUGUGCUGCAACAGCAGCUGAAUGAUGCGGCGGCUGCAACGGCUAGCGGCACGGUUGCCAUCAAUGCCGAUGCCGCCGUUUCGGCGGCCAUUGCAGCGGCAGCGGCAAGCCGACAGCAGCAGCAGCAACACCAGCUCAGCCAGCCAAUGCUCAAUGUGGAUGGACACUUUGCGCCUUAUUGCGACUAUUGGCGACCCGCAUGCCUGCUGGCCGCCGAGAAGAAGGUGGCGCCAAAGAGUUUCUACAAGUAUCGAUUCAAAUGGUGCGGCCACGAGCAUGAGUACAAAAUAGCCAUGGAUCGUCUGGAGCUGUUGGCGCUCUUUGAUCGGGACCUGCACUGGCUGCAUGUGUUGCUGGCGAGUGUGCUUUGCACACUGGUUGCCAUAUUGGGCGCGGCGAUACUCCAACACAAUCACUACAAGGAUCUCUGUGUGCUGCUCUUCUGUGCGGUCAUUGCGGGUGCCCAAUACUCGCUGGUGAAGAGCGUUCAGCCGGAUGCCGCCUCGCCGGUGCAUGGCUUUAACAAAACGGUGGCAUAUUCCCGUGCCAUCUAUUUUUGUCUGUGCGGUGGCCUGCUGCUGCUGCUGAAGCGUCUCGAUGCGGAUUAUGCGGAACAGCCGCCGGCUGAGUUGGUUUUCUUUGGCAUGCACUAUUCACCGGCGCACGUGGUAUCGCUGCUGUUGCAGUCGCUGUAUGUCCUCCUCCUCUGUUUUCCCAUCAUCUUCUCGGUGGGCCUCUGCCCGCAGAUCAACACGUUUCUCAUGUACCUGCUCGAGCAGCUCGAUAUGCAUCUCUUUGGCGGCAAUGCAGCCAGCAGUCUCUUGGGCUCAUUUCUUUGCCUGGUGCGAUCGGUGCUGGCCGUGCUGCUGCUGUAUGGUCCGCUGUAUGCGGCGCUGGACGAGCAUCGGGGCACUCAGUAUAUACUCUUCUCAAUAUUCUGCGCAAUGCUGAUACCCCUGGGCUACCAUCUGUCGCGCUCCGCUAGCGAUUUCAGUCACCUAUGGCGCCUAAUCAAAACCUGCAUUGUGAGCACCUAUCGCGACGACGAGGACGAACCUAAUCAUGCGCACAGGUGCCACAAGGGUCACACACACCGGCAUAGCCAAGUGGGACAGGGGCAUGGCCAGGGACAGGGCCAGGGUCAGGGACAACAGCAGUUGAGCCGCAGCAAGAGGCAAUCGUCGGAGCAGACGUCGACAGCGCAACCAACGCCGGUGACAAGCAGGACACGUCAGCAAGAUCUGGUGUUGAGUUCAACGGCCAACAGCAAUGAGCACAUAGAACUUAGCUCUCUAGAAAAACUGGCCAUAAGCGAGGAACAAAAGCCGCCGCAGCAGCAUCACAACCACAACCACCAUCACCAUCACCAUCAAGAUAUCCAGCAAACUGAGGAGGAGCCAGAUGAGGAACCGGAAGCGGAGCAAGAAACACAGCUGGAAUAUCAGCUCGUUCACAAUAAGCACAGCAAAUCGAAGGCAUCCUCGCUGGGCAGCAGUCAAACGCUGGGCAAGACCCUAAGCAGCAGCAAACGUGCGAUUACCGCCUCCAGUUCCUUUGCCUCCAUUGGCGGCGAAGCUGGCGAGGAUGAACCGCACGCAGAGCUCUCCAGCAGUGAGCUGGCCAAGGUGACGACCAGUCAGGUGAACGUAUUCGAGGCAAGUGCAAAUGAAUCAAAGACUGCGCCCGAGCUGUUAGCCGGCGUCCAUGAUGUUCAGGAUGAUAAAAUCUCCAGUUCGUCAACCACAAAUCCUGGCGAUGUGUCUACGCUGACCGCUGGCGCCGGCACCGCCACAACGGACGUGGAUGCCGCACCCACUGAUGCCGAACCGGAUGCGGACAAUCGAACCGCAACACACUUGGACAACGCAAACGGCGAACCGGACAACGAGUUGCCCGAUCCGCUGCCGCGCAAGCUGCAGGCGACUGUGACGACACGUCUGAAAAACGAUCUCGUUGUGAUGACACUGCUCGCUGUCAGCGUCCUGGUCCUGCACUGCAGCACCGUCUUUACGGUCCUGCAACCGGAUCUGAAUGUGGUGCUAUAUGUGUUCAUCGGCACCCUCGGCCUGCUGCUCCACUAUGCGGUGCCCCAGAUGAGAAAGCACAUGCCCUGGCUCUGUUUCGCCCGACCGCUGCUGCGCCAAAAGGAAUUUGGCCAAUUCGAGGUGCUGAAUGCGCCCCAAAUAAUGUGGUUCGAGAAGUUCUACAUCUAUUUGAGUUUGCUCGAGCGGAAUGUGCUCUUCCCGUUGCUGGCCAUCUCAUCGCUGACCGCUGACUCGCAGCUGAUUGCUGAUAAGUUUGGAGUGCCUUGGGGCACUCUCAUCGUCGCCGUCUGUGCGCUCAAAUUUGUGCGCAAUGCGUAUUCGGAUCCAACGAAUCAAUAUCUGAUCAUUAUAUUUACCGUCCUUCUGUUUCGCGUUGACUUCGCAAUGGCAACGGAGAGCUUCAUCAUUGACUAUUUCUUCGUAUCGCUCGCAUUCCGCAAAUGCUGCGACUUUCUGCUUAAGUUGCAGUUCAUUGUGACGUACAUUGCACCGUGGCAGAUCACUUGGGGCUCUGCGUUCCAUGCAUUUGCCCAGCCCUUCAGUGUGCCGCACUCGGCGAUGCUGUUCCUGCAGGCGGGCAUCUCGGCUCUGCUAUCGACGCCACUCAAUCCAUUCCUGGGUAGCGCCAUCUUUCUCACCUCGUACGUGCGACCGGUGAAGUUUUGGGAACGGGACUACAACACGCGUCGCAUCGAUCACUCGAAUACGCGUCUCAGCUCACAGCUGGAACGCGACCUGGGCGCCGACGACAACAAUCUGAAUAGCAUAUUCUAUGAGCAUCUGACGCGCUCCCUGCAACAUUCGUUGUGCGGCGAUUUACUCAUGGGUCGUUGGGGCAAUGUCAACCAGGGCGACUGCUUCGUGCUCGCCUCGGAUGAUCUGAAUUGCCUGGUGCACAUCAUUGAGUUGGGCAACGGGCUGUGCACGUUCCAGAUGCGCGGCUUGGAGUUUCGAGGCACCUACUGCCAGCAACGUGAGGUGGAGGCCAUCACCGAGGAUGUGGAGGACAAUGAUGGCUGCUGUUGCUGUGAUCCCGGCCAUUUGCCGCGACUGCUCAGCGCCAAUGCAAUGUUCUCGACACGCUGGCUGGCAUGGCAGGUGGUUGCCGCCCAAUACGUCAUCGAGGGCUACUCCAUAUCCGAUAAUCUGGCCAGCGCCACCCUGCAGGUUUUCGAGUACCGCAAAGUGCUCAUCACAUACUAUAUAAAGAGCAUCAUAUAUUAUGUGGUCAAGAAUCCAAAGCUGGAGCAGUGGCUAGCCUCGGGACCCAUACAGGAGGCACUGCAGCAUACGCUGAACCGUCAAUUUGUUGAUCUCGAUCCCAUAUUUAAUUUCAAUCUGGAUGAGGAUUUCGAUUUUCGUGCCGUUGGCAUAACACGAUCCAGCUUCUGCUACGUGUACCUCAAGUGGAUCAACUAUUGUGUGGACAAGCGCAAGGAUGGGCAAAGCGCCAAGGAGCCACCGCCACCAGCGACAGCAGCAGCAGCAGCAGCUUCAGCAACAGGCACAACAGGAGCAACAGCGACACCCGCCACAUCCAAUUCGGCUGCAGUGCCCACUGCGGUCAACUCAACCACAACAGGAGCGGCAAGCAAUGGCCAUAGCAUUGUCGGUGCAGCAGCAGCCAUCGGUGGCAGCAGCAGCACCACGACCACCCCAGCUGCCGCGCAGACCAGCAGCACGAACACGACUACGGCGAAUAAUACGCCAGCUCACAAUGACUCGAAGAGCACACCAAAUCUGUCGUCGCAUGGCGGCAGCAGCGCCCCGCAAUCCAAGUCGCAAUCGCAGCAACAGCUGCGCAGUGUGCGGCCCCAGAAGAGCGCCACGAUGAGCGGCAGUGGCUGCGUCGGCACGGUGCCAGGUGUCGGUGGCGUUCAGGACGGUGGCAGCAGUGUGCUGGGCGGCGUCGAUCAGCUGAGCAGCUCGCACAGCUUUGCCAACAUAUCGCGUCAGACGUCGGAGAGUGCACCCGGUCUGGGCAACUAUGUGACCUACAUGGAUCAGAAUGUCUUUGUCAAGCUGUCCAAGCCGGUGCCGGGCAAAGCGCUGCGCAAAGAGGACUCGCCACGGACGCAGCCCACAGUUAAUCAGCAGGAGGGCAAUCCGGGCAACAACAUGUUGCCGCCAACGCUGCCGACGUCACUGCAAAAUGCUCAGCGACCGGCGCUCAAGCUGAAAGUGGCAAGCGUUGCCAAGGAUGCGCCGCUGGUGUCGCUGUGCCUGGCGCUGGGUCUGCUCGCGCGUCGCUCGCUGGCCACCGCCUCGCAUAGUUCGCUGACGGGCGUGGAGUACUUCCUCCAUGGCCUGCAUGCGCUGUUUAAGGGCGAUUUUCGGAUAACGUCGCCGCGCGAUGAGUGGGUCUUUGCGGACAUGGAGCUGCUGCAUUCGGUGGUGGCGCCAGCUGUUAAAAUGGCACUCAAAUUGCAACAGGAUCACAUUACGAAUCCGGAUGAGUUUCUCGAUCCGCACGCUCUCUAUGAGGCGAUCGAUAGCUGCUCCAAGGAGCUGGUCAUCUCCCAUGAGGCGGAUCCCGUUUGGCGCAGCGCCGUCUUACGCGGUGCGCCCAAUUUGCUUGCGCUGCGCCACGUCAUGGAGGAUGGCUCCGAUGAGUAUCGCAUCAUAAGGCUGACGAAGCGUUUCCUCAGCUUUCGCGUCAUCAAACUGAAUCGGGAAUGCGUGCGCGGUCUGUGGGCCGGCCAGCAGCAGGAGCUCAUCUAUCUGCGCAAUCGCAAUCCGGAGCGGGGCAGCAUACAGAAUGCCAAGCAGGCGCUGCGCAACAUCAUCAAUUCCAGCUGCGAUCAGCCGAUUGGUUAUCCCAUUUAUGUUUCACCGUUGACCACAUCGUAUGCGGACACCAAUUCCCAGUUGUGUCAGGUCAUUGGCGGCGCCAUUACUCUGGACACGAUUCGGCAGACGGUGCUCGAUUGGUGGCAUCGCAUACGAGAGCGUUGCCGCCAGGGCUGCAGUUCCGGCUCCGCCAUGGAGGCAUCCAUACAGCUGGGCACCUGCAAUUUUGGCAGCGGCGGCAGCGUCAUUGGCACCGCCACUGGAUCCACAGCUGGUACGGCACCCGGUGCCGGCACAGUUGUCUCUGCCGGCAUUACUGGCGCCGGUGCGGGCAGUGCGCCGGGCACCGCCAGCAGCACUGGCGGCGAAUCAACGGAUCUGGCGCCAGUGUUCAUCUCGGCGCCGCUCUACAACACGCUCACCGUCAACAGCUACUACGGCGUUCGGUCCGCCAAUGUGCCGGGUAUGAGCGGCAUGGCGGGCAGCCUGGGUGGCAGCUAUGUCAGCGAUACACUGGCGGUGGUGCGCGGUGGUUUGGCCGUAAUGCCCGUUAAGCCCACCUCGACAACACUCAUCGCCGGCCUCUUGAAUCGCGAACGGGAUCAGGAGGCCGCUUCGGGCUCCACGUUGCGCGCCAGCAGCAGUGGGCAGCGUGCCAGAAGCGGUGGUCAGUUACAGGCCAGCGCCAGACGGGCCACGUUGCCCAUUGCCAGCGGUGGCGUCGAAUCGCUGCCCUCCAAGGAUCCAAUCAAUGCACGCCCCGAACUGGCCGAGAACGAACCAAGUCCACGCUCCAACAAGCUGUCCUCCUCAUCGGGUAGCCUGGGUGUCGGAAUGGGCGUUGGCACCAUUAUAACCACGCCCGGUGACUAUCCCCGCAAGACCAAAGGACCCAUCUGUCUCAUGGCCAACGAGACGGCGCCGGGCAGCACAUCUGGUGCACUACUCACAACGGUCGCAUCGACGUCAACAACAGUAGCAGUUGGAACGCCACGCAAACCACGCAUUGACAUCUACAGGAAGGUGAUCAUUGUGGAUGAUUCUGGGAUCUAUGACUGUCUGGACAUCAUCGAUGCUGUCAUGUGGCCAACGGAACAUAUGCGCGCCAAUGGCGGUCGGCUGAGCUGGAAGGAUUGGGAGCCGACCGCCGGCAUGGUUGGGCAUGUGAUGCACGUAUGGAUACCCAAUCACAAGGAUUUGCUCUUUCGCUCCCACGUCAAUCACUGCGUCUAUCUCAUCGAGAUUGGCGAGCACUAUGUGCCCGUCGAGGAGCCCGGUUUGCGUGAGUAUAAUCAAAUAAUGACCAGCAGCAACGAGGAGCUGGCCAAUUCGCGACGCAGCUCGAUGCAGCGCGACUACGAGUACAGCAUGCAGCUAAAACUGGCCAGAGUCACGCCCAUUAUGGGCGGGCCCAGUGGCAGCAAAGCGCACAGGCCGAAAAUGCGAGCCGUGAGCAGCAGCAGCUCCGAGGAUGACGAUGUGGCAUCGAAUAUGGCUGCUAAUCCCAAUGCCAAUGCCGUUGCGGACGCUGCAGUGGUACGGCAUCCGGGUGCUGUGCCACCCGGCAUCGAUCUGAUGAGCUUCAACACGCUGCUCAGCAUGUGGAAACUGAUUGCGGACAAGAAGAAGCAGGUGAACAAUAUCGACACGUCGGAAUCGUUUGCCACGUUCGAUUAUACGGGUGAGAUGCCACCAGAGCUGUUCCUGCAGCUGCAGGAGAAUAUGGUGCAGCUGGCGCUGCUCGAGGAGCAGCACGGGGAUGAGCUGCGCAAGCAACGGCACAAAAUGGAGCAGGUGACGCCACCCUGCGAGCCCAUCACGCCGCCCUGCACAGUCGAGAAGCUAUCGCCAGUGGCAAGUGGUGCGAACACACCGACACCCGCACCCAGAGACAAGCCACAAGCGACAAGAGCAACUUCGCCGCUGGCCACAGACGUGGGGGAGCUGCAGACGCAACCUGUGCCGCUGGCCGAGAAGGAUGACGCGGAAGGAGCGAAGGAGCAGCAACAGAAUACAGAAACAACGAAACCGCCUGAAAUCGAAGAAGAAGAAGAAAACGACGACGAAGAUGAAGACAAAGAGGAGCAGCAACAGGACAAAAGUUCACAUGAUGACAAUGAAAGCGAUGAGAAUGGGACAACAGUUUAAAGCUGUUUAUAUCAUAUAUAUACAUAUAUAUAUAUAUAUAUAUAUAACCAUGAUAUAUUAUAGCCCAGCGUUAGAACCCAACUAAAACGAAUUCGGAUCUAAGAAAACCGCAACAAACAACAAACCACAAACCACAAACAACAACAAAAUACUUCCAAGUAAUCAAUGCAGUGUUUUUAAAACGACUGCGUCUAGUUUGUACAGCAAAAUGGAUUAUUGUAAAUACUAAAGAAAUGUAUUUGUAUAACUAAACAUGCAUACAAUAUGCCACACAUAUAUACAUAUAUAAUACCGAUUAUGGCUAGCUGUAGAUUUGUUAUAUUGUCGCGUGUGUAUAUAGAAACCGAGAAAUCAGUAAAGAAAAGAAGAUCAUGAAACGGUUGGAUUAGCUUUUUCACUAAAAUCGUAGUAUAGUUGAAAACCUAUAAUAAAAUAUAUAU
This is a messenger RNA of Drosophila grimshawi, 11808 nucleotides long. It is a transcript of the gene pcx, whose product is annotated as protein pecanex. Gene Ontology annotation, cellular component: membrane; endoplasmic reticulum. Lineage: Eukaryota; Metazoa; Arthropoda; Insecta; Diptera; Drosophilidae. Bases 659 to 11368 code for a protein of 3569 amino acids. Gene Ontology annotation, biological process: endoplasmic reticulum organization. The transcript is spliced from 10 exons. The record is from RefSeq and is a predicted model, not a curated record.